AUGUGGGAACAUGCUGCUAACCGCAAAGUAACAGACGGCCGAAGGGCCGCGGUGGCCGCGGGGCUGAGGGCGAACAACGGCGAGCGGAGCCCAGGCCUGGUGCUGCCAGAGCGACCAGGGGCGGUGAUGGAGGGCGGCGGGGCCCCGGAAGCGCGCACACAGCCUCCACCCGCCGGCCCUCAAAGCCCAGACCGCAAGGGGAGCAGCCCCUGUGCGGGGAGCGUAGGCUCCGGGACGGCCGCGCUGCGGGCCCUGUCCUGGCUCCCGGCCCUCCUGCGCUUCCUGCUGCUGCUGGCCGGCGCGGGACAGCGACCAGGAGCCACCGACUUCUGCAGCUGGAGGGGCAGCGGUUUGAGCUGGGAGCCACGUUCCUGUGCAGUGGAGCAGGUCCACCUGUGCUGCGCCAAGGGCUCCCUGGAAUCAAUGUACCCAGCAUGAGCCCUGAGAGUGGUUCUGGAGCCCAGCCUCUCCAGUGCCUGGCACACCACAGUCUGCAUCAAACCUGCCAGCGACUUCCAGGGUGCCAGCAUCUAUGUGAAAUAUGCUGGGCAGCUGCAUCUGGUGGUAAGCAAGGCAGAAGGGGCCCAACCCCACCAUGUGUCUUGCUUCAGCGCCCACACACCACGAGUGGGCCUCUUCCUGCAGGCCAUCCCACAGAGGGACAUCGGCUGCCACACCGCCAGCUUACAGUAUGAGCUGCUGAGCAGCCAGAGUGCUGCUGACCUUGACUUCAAAAAGAUGGUGCUGGUGGAAGUUAUGUGCCGCCCUUGUGACAACGUGGAGCUUCUGAUGGCCAUUUGCAGCAGUGAUUAUGUGAAGGCUGUGAAUAAAGCCAUUAUUGGCCGUGUAACAGCAUCUGACAGCAGCCUGGGAGACACAGGGCUGACAGAUGUGAGCCUGGAAGAAAUCUGA
Messenger RNA from Dryobates pubescens (Downy woodpecker), 912 nucleotides. RefSeq names its product meteorin-like protein. Lineage: Eukaryota; Metazoa; Chordata; Aves; Piciformes; Picidae. The transcript has 5 exons. Gene Ontology annotation, molecular function: hormone activity. The record is from RefSeq and is a predicted model, not a curated record.